This is a messenger RNA of Anthostomella pinea, 1578 nucleotides long. Lineage: Eukaryota; Fungi; Ascomycota; Sordariomycetes; Xylariales; Xylariaceae. The record is from the annotation of a GenBank genome assembly.
AUGGCGCCCACGGUAGCUGUGAUUGGUCUCGGGGCCGUUGGGCUUGUUACGCUCAAGAACCUGCUGGAAGAGGGCUUCGAUGCGACUGGACUGGAACGUAACGACUACCUAGGCGGUCUAUGGCGCUUCACGGAGAAGCCAACUAUCAGCGUGCUGAAGUCUACUUGCUCCAAUGGAUCCAAGCAGAGAGGCUGCUUCACCGAUUUCCCGUAUCCAAGUGAUGCACCGGAUUUUGUCCCGGCAGAACAGGUACAUGAAUACCUACUGGCCUAUGCAAGACAUUUCCAUCUCGAAAAGCACGCCCGUCUCAAGACGAGUGUAAGCAGCGCUGCCUGGGAUGAGAAGCGACGAAAGUGGCGGCUGCUAGUGACAAAGCCGGAAAGCACUGGCCCCGUGGAAGAAUUCUUCGACAAGGUCGUCUUUGCUAUGGGUAGCGACCAGCAGCCCAUAAUGCCCGAGAUACCCGGCAUCGAGAAGUUUGCGGGAUUCACAUCCCACUCAGUCUCGUUCAAGGAUCCGAAUCUCCUUGCCGGGAAGCGGGUCAUGAUCCUUGGGUUCGGCAACACUGCAGCUGAUAUGGCCACCGAAGUGAGCAAGUGUGCCAGCAAGGUCUACUUAGCCCACCGUAACGGAGCUAUCAUUCUGCCCAGAUGGGUCAACGAGCAGCCCGUGGACCACGUCAGGACGUACCGGAAAUACUGCAUUCUGCAGUUGAUGUCCCGCUACACGCCGUCGCUCUGGACGUCAACCAUGAACAGCGUCAUCAAGAAACUCCAGCAUCAGGUCUUCGACAUGAACCCCGAGUGGCGGUUCGAACCGGCGCCAUCCAUCAUCAACCAGCGGCCGCUCGUUUCGGAUGACCUGGUGGACAAACUCGCUGCAGGCACCAUAGUUUCCACCUAUGGCCUCGAGCGCGUGCUUGACGCAUCAACAGUCGAGACUUCCGAUGGAAAGCAGUACGAGGUUGACGCCAUCAUCUUCUGCACGGGUUUUUCUGUCGACUUCUCCGUCGUGGGCGACGCAGACCCAACUCGCGCAACGACCAAGGCGUGGGAGGAGACCUCCGGCUCGAAUGGCCGCGCCUUGCCCCGUCUUUAUCAGAACAUCUUCUCGCUGGACCACCCAGACUCGCUAGCAUUCAUGGGCUACCUGUCAUUCAUGAACCCGGCCUUCUUCAUGUUCGAUCUGGCGUCGAUGGCAGUCGCGCAGCUCUGGAAGGGCAACUCGGCGUUCCCGCCGCAGGCAGAGAUGGAGCGCCAGGUCGACCAACACCACGCGUGGGUGUGCAGCCUCGCGGCGACCGGCUCGGUGAUGCCCGCCAUCGUGAAGGCCUCGGACUGGAUGGACUGGGUCAGCGACGUGGCCGGUACCAACCUCGAAACCUACCUGGGCUAUGGCUUUGCUGGCUGGUCUUUCUGGUUCUCGGACCGCCGCUUCUGCAGCUGGCUCAUGGACGGGCUCCUUAGCCCCCAUAUGUACAGGCUCUUUCCGGGAAAGAGGAAGUCCUGGGCCGGCGCUAGGGAUGCCAUCAUCGCCAUGAAUGAAGAUCGUACAGCGCGGUUCGGUCCGAUGGCAUGA